CUGGGGGGCCCUCAACCGAUGUGUUCAUAAUAUGCUAUCUGGGGGGCCUGACCUCCAGUCUGCUCUCAACGCCCCCAAAUAAAAUAAUAAUAUGAACUUUUAUUUUGGGGGGAGGGGAGGGUUGGAGUCCCCUGGAGGUCGGGUUCCCAUGGCACAUGCCCUGCGUACCCAUUCGGUAAGCCGGCCCUUUGUGUGUAUGUGUCUGUCUUUCUGUCUGUGUGUGUGUGUAGGCUAUGCAUGCUCACUGGUACGUCUGUGUGAGUGUGUGUGAUUCAGUUUAUUUUCUAUGCCAUAUCCUUGCUUUGUGGUGCACUAAAUAAAAACAGAGCUAAAUAGAGUAAGGCCUUACCAAUGGGACACCAUCUCCCCCAUGACCUCUGCCUCCUGGAGGUGUGAGCUGCCUUGCCAUGCUAAACAUAACAUGUAUACAACAUGCAUGGAAAAUGACUGACUCAGCUGUGCACUAUUAAAAGAGCUCAAAUCCCAAAGUAUUGCUGGGGGGACGGGGACUGCUGGUCAGAGCUACAAUCUGUGUGGGCUGGGGCUGGGAACAUUGCCCCAAAUGAGAAGACCUAACCAGGAAUACUAGCAGACAUUUUUCCACAAGAUGGUCUAGCCACCUCAAACCGUUAAGUGGCAGCUGUGGGAAUGAUAUCAAACCAUACUAUAGGUGUGAAAUGGAGACAGUCAGCCAAUGACACACGGCCAGGACAGUAUUUGCACGUUUUGUGUUAUGACACAGGGAAACUUGUUACUGUAACUAACGUAUGUUCUGAUUUCAUUGUAGUUUGUGUAGGGAUGGCAGGAUAACAUCUAUGAUUACGGUCCUUCGUUUUUUUUCACAAUGUGUCUUUAUUGCAUUUGUUUCAUUCAUGUUAUUCUUGGAACUAUUACAUUUAUCGUGGAGUUGUGCUGAUGUUACCGUACAGCUUUUGAAAAUAACGUUGCUAUAGUAUUUUUAGGUCAGGGUAUAUUUGGAGCCUCCCUUUGGACAGACACACACUGUAUAGUACAUGGUAAACUGUGGCUUAAGUGCUAUUACAACACUCAGUAGAACAAAUACUGUGGACAAAUCACACUUAAACUGUAAUGGGACAAACUGGGAUUGUCGUAGGUGGUUAUUGCAAAGAUAUAUUAAUCUUAGGAGAGAAAGUUACUGUAAAGUGACUGUAUCUUAUACUGUAUGAAUGAGCUAUGAAAUGUUGAGUCACCUUGACUGUCUGACAUAUUCGGUAUGCUUCACAUUGACACUGUCCUAACUGAAGAUGGGUUUCACUUUGCCCUUUAUGAUAAUUUGAGGUCAUGUAUCAAGGAGUAUGUCUAGCUCCUUCUGAUGAAACAACCAGACAGCAUUUAUUAGAGUGAUCAUACGCGCUAUCUUUUAACUUGCUCUGUCACUACAGUACAUGGUCAAAAUCUGUCUCUUCAGUUUCCAUUUCAGAGUUAUAAGAGUAACUAAAGGCUUAAAGGCCCAGUGCAUUCAAAAAAUGUGAUUUUUCUGUGUUUUAUAUAUAUUUCCACACUAUGAGGUUUGAAUAAUACUGUGAAAUUGGGAACAUGAUGAUAACGCCCUUUAAGUGUAAGAGCUGUUUGAAAAGACCACCUGAAAUCCGCCUGUUUUGAUGGGAUGGAGUUGUGGCCUGCCUGGUGACAUCACCAGUUGGUAAAUUAGUUAAUAGACCAAUAAGAAAGAGAGCUCCAACACUCUCAGCCAAUAACAGCUAGUUUUCUCCUCCAAAUCUGAUCACUCCCAGACAGUCCUAGCUAAAUUCUUAUUUGAUAAAUUGCCUUUUUCUAAAAGCAUUUUUUUCUUAUUAUUUUUGCCCAUUUUAAUUUAAAAUAAUCACCGUAAGGUACUAAUUGUUGCCCGGAAAUGAUUUGAUAUUGAGAUCAAAACAUCUGCAUUGGACCUUUAACGGUUGUCUUUAACAGGGUCUUUUGGAUACCAAAAUCAUGGACCUGGAAUGUCUGUUGGUAUGAAAUACAUUUUGAGAAUGUUCAAUAUUCUCACUUUGAUUAUACAAUCACCCAUAGAAUUUGAAUUGAAUUCUUAUUCUAUGUAUCACUUCUCAUCCAUUUGUCAAUCCAUUGAUUAUUGAUUCAUCUUGACAUGCUUUCAUCAUAUCAUAUAAUGGACUGUAGACCGACGUGUAUUUCUAUAAGAAUGCCCUGCAUACUUCUGAACAAUAUAUUUACUGCCUGUAUUUUUAAUUCAAAACUAUUACGUUUUCUCACUAAACACUAAAACAUGGCACUAUAUGCUACUGAAAAUGAUAUUCCCAUUGGUCUUUUCCAGAGUAUGGACCCAGCUGCAAUUAUGCUGGUGCCUGUUGUGGUGGUGGUAACAGCAGUGGUUAUUUUCCUGCACAGUCUGGUGCUCAAAUUCUUGUCCACAGCAAUGGUACGCAACAAGGUGGUCGUGAUAACAGAUGCCUUAACAGGACUGGGAAAGGAAUGUGCAAAGUUGUUUCACGAGGGAGGAGCUAGAGUCAUCCUUUGUGGAAAAACUUUGGAAAAACUUGAAGGUUUUGCUGAUAACCUGACUAGCGCUACAGACCCUAAACUAACCUUCCCUCCUAAACUUGUGCUGGUGGAUUUCGGUGAUAUGAACAACAUGCCAGAUGUGAUCGGAGAGACGCUGGAGUGUUAUGCCUUUCCGUGCCACUUAUGCUGCCUCUUAAGCAUGCGGUCCAAGCCUUCUUUGACUGUCUGCGGGCUGAGGUCCAGGAGUAUGGCAUCUCUGUCAGCACUGUCAACCACACCUUCAUCAUCUCCCCUCCAUCUGGGGAAAAGACCAAGAAGUCCAUCUGGUCAAGUUAUGGGCAUCACACCAGCAGAGGCUGCCAAUGAGAUCCUGAAGAUUCUGAACAGCAAGAAGAGAGAGGUGGUCAUGGCUCACUCCCUCCCCAAGAUGGCCAUCUAUGCCAGAUCCCUAAUGUUGCAGGAGUGAAUAAUGCUGCAGGAAUGAAUAAUGCUGCAGGAGUGAAUACUAUUGCAGCUUUAGCAGACUCAGAGGAGCUGUAUUCAACAUAGAAUUGGAUUGGCACUGGAUUCUGGAUACACACCACAUAGAACUGGGAAUAAGAUGAUGUGUUGGGCCAGCACUUAUGACUGUCAAAUAUGGAGGACCAGCUGAGACCGGAA
This is a messenger RNA of Oncorhynchus mykiss (rainbow trout), 3144 nucleotides long. The record is from RefSeq and is a predicted model, not a curated record. Lineage: Eukaryota; Metazoa; Chordata; Actinopteri; Salmoniformes; Salmonidae.